This is a messenger RNA of Silurus meridionalis, 2350 nucleotides long. It is a transcript of the gene slc34a2a, whose product is annotated as solute carrier family 34 member 2a. Lineage: Eukaryota; Metazoa; Chordata; Actinopteri; Siluriformes; Siluridae. The transcript is spliced from 13 exons. The record is from RefSeq and is a predicted model, not a curated record. Gene Ontology annotation, biological process: sodium-dependent phosphate transport; intracellular phosphate ion homeostasis. Gene Ontology annotation, molecular function: sodium:phosphate symporter activity. Gene Ontology annotation, cellular component: apical plasma membrane; vesicle; brush border. The coding region runs from base 139 to 2004 and encodes 621 amino acids.
UCAGUGUGUGCUUACCUGUACAAGUGUGUUUGUGUGUGUGUGUGUGUGUGUGUUGUGUGUUAAUUUAUCCUCUGCAGAUACUCAUCGGAAUUUCAGGCACUUUUUGACAAGUGGCAAUCUUGUCAUACACACGCACACAUGAAGAUGGUGGCACCAUUCAAAGAUUUCAAGGAAAAUCCAAUUGAGGAGCUGUCAAAUGGCCUGAACGUAAUGAAGGACAGAUCAGUGUGUGAUAACGUGAGGACGGAUGAAGACGUGUGGGACGUUGUGGACUUACAGGACACAGGGGUCACAUGGUCAGAUCUGGACAGUAGAGGGAAGGUGUUGCGGGUGUUCGUGUCCGUGGGGAAGUUUUUGUUGCUCCUGGGUUUGCUCUACAGCUUCAUCUGCUCUCUGGACAUCCUCAGCUCAGCGUUUCAGCUUGUUGGUGGAAAGGCAGCUGGAGAUAUCUUCCAGGAGAACCAGGUGCUGUCAAAUCCUCUGGCCGGCCUGGUGAUUGGUGUCUUGGUCACUCUGCUCGUUCAGAGCUCCAGCACCUCGUCUUCCAUCGUGGUCAGCAUGGUGUCCUCUGGACUUCUGCAGGUCUCCACAGCCGUCCCCAUCAUCAUGGGCACCAACAUUGGGACAUCGGUGACCAACACGGUCGUUGCCAUGACGCAGGCUGGAGACAGGAACAAGUUCCGCAGGGCGUUUGCCGGAGCGACAGUGCAUGAUUUCUUUAACUGGUUGUCGGUGUUGGUGCUGCUGCCCAUCGAGGUUGCCACGGGUUACCUGUACCGCCUCACCGAGCUCAUCGUCUUGUCCUUCCACAUUGAAAGCGGAGAAAAUGCCCCUGCCCUGCUCAACGUCAUCACCGACCCGCUCACACAAUCCAUCAUCGAGUUGGAUGCGUCGGUCAUCAAUGAAAUUGCAACCGGAGACCCGGAAGCCAGGAACAAGAGUCUCAUCAAGACAUGGUGCCAAACAUCUACAAACACUACUCUGCAGAACGUGACUAUAGUGAACUGCACUGGCGCCCCCUGUUGGGAGUGGAAAAACGUCUCCCAAAUUAUCAACAUACAGAAAUGUAGCCAUAUUUUCGUGGGCACAUCCCUGCCGGACCUGGCUGUGGGACUGAUCCUACUUGCUGCAUCUCUUCUGGUGCUCUGUGUUUGCCUCAUCCUUAUCGUCAAACUGCUCAACUCCAUACUGAGGGGUCAGGUGGCCUCCAUCAUCAAGAAGAUCAUCAACACAGAUUUUCCAUUUCCGUUCAGCUGGGUCACAGGUUAUCUGGCCAUCAUGGUGGGAGCAGCGAUGACCUUCAUCGUACAGAGCAGCUCAGUUUUCACCUCUGCUAUCACACCCCUCGUAGGACUCGGAGUGAUUAGCAUCGAGAGGGCAUACCCACUGUCGCUGGGUUCCAACAUCGGCACCACGUCUACAGCCAUCCUAGCGGCUCUGGCCAGUCCUGGAGAAACACUGACUAGCUCACUACAGAUCGCGCUGGUCCAUCUGUUCUUCAACAUCUCGGGAAUCACGCUGUGGUAUGUCCUGCCGUUCAUGCGCGUCCCCAUCAUCCUGGCGAAGUCUCUGGGGGACGUGACCGCACGGUAUCGCUGGUUUGCAGUCUUCUACGUGCUGCUCUGCUUCUUCUUCAUUCCUCUUCUGGUGUUCGGUUUGUCUCUAGCUGGCCUCCCUGCUCUCCUCGCCGUCCUCGUCCCGGUGGUCCUCCUCAUCGUCUCCGUCCUCGGUAUCAACUUCCUGCAGUCACACUUCCCAGGCAGACUUCCUUCCUGUCUGCGCUCGUGGGACUUCCUGCCUCUUUGGGCUCGAUCUCUUCAACCCUGGGACCGAAUAGUCACCGCCAUGACUGCACGCUGUUGCUGCUGCUGCAAAUGUGGCCAGGUGGCAGAUGAGGCAGAGCCAAUCGACAGGAAGGAUCGAAGGAUGGAAAUGCACGAUAUUCCGGAUCUGUCCAAUAAAGUCCCGCCCUCUACAGUUAUUCUCAACGUCACAGCGUUAUAGGAUCUGUUAUAAUGCACUAUUGCUUGUUUAGUUUUUUAAAGAUAUAUUAUUAUAUAGUUAUGACAGUUGUAUUAUACAGUUAUUAAAGCCUUAUUAUAGUGUUAUAGAGUGUAUUAUCCAAAUUAUAACAUAUCGUGCUUGAAAAAGAUCAAGGACCAAACGCCAGAACAAAGACUUUUCUCACUGCUAUUUAUAUUUUCUAUAUAGAAUUUUCAACUUUCAAAAAUAAUUACGCGGGAAAAAACAUCUACUAUAGUGUGUUUCAUCAUUUACGUGUUCAAAUGUUCAAAACCAACUUUGAUCCUGAGAUGAAACCACCCGGAGUAUUAUUAAAACAAAUUGAACC